AUGAUAUUACAAAGGCUUGAAAGACCAACGGCAGAGGAAGCAAGAGAACAGGAAGUGCUUAAUUGUGAACCUGUGGUGCCUGAUAAAAUCGAGGCUGAAGACAGACAGCCCAUUGAACAUACAGCACCCCCUCUUACGGACCUUACUGAGGCAGGUUCACCAUCUGCACUAUCUUUCCCAGCGGCCCGGGAAGAGAGGCCUGAAAAUGGUUUGCAAGAGCAAACAGGAAUUUCAGGUCCGAAUAAUAGGAAGCCGGACUGUGCGGAGCCUCCUCGCUCUUGCAGCUCUCCUCACCUCAAGCCAAAGGCUCCCCAAACGGACCCAGCGCUGCUGCCCCAGCACUUAACUUCACAUACUGAUGCAAGAUUGGCUCGACCCUGCGAUCAAAUCUAUUCCUCCAUUACCCGGGAUCAAAGAUUUCAAGAUAUUCUGAAAAUACCAUACCAGCUGGACUUAAGAAAUGAACCAGCCAGAGAAGAUCUGAAGCAUAUCGUUAUAGAUGGCAGUAAUGUUGCAAUGGCCCAUGGUCUGAACAAGUUCUUUAGUUGCCGUGGCAUUGCCGUUGCAGUUGAAUAUUUUUGGAAGCUCGGCCACAGAAACAUCACUGUGUUUGUCCCACACUGGAGAACCGGUCGGCAUCCUGAUGCCACAGAGCAGCACUUCUUAAGCCAGCUCCGGGAGCUUGGGCUAUUAGCUUUCACUCCUUCCCGGACGAACCUUGGGCAGAGAAUUGCUUCUCAUGACGACAGGUUCCUGCUCCACUUAGCAGAAAAGACUGGUGGCAUCAUUGUAACCAAUGACAACUUGAGAGAGUUUGUGACCGAGUCCGUGUCCUGGAGAGAAAUUAUCGCAAGAAGGCUGCUUCAGUACACUUUUGUGGGGGACAUAUUUAUGGUUCCUGACGACCCUCUGGGAAGACAUGGACCUCGGCUCGGAGAAUUUCUUCGAAGGGAGGCCUUUCUUCUACACACGCCUCCAAAACUCGAUGCCCAGUCAGAUGUGCGCACAUUUGGCCACGCCAUCCAGAGCCGCAAUAGCCAGGGAGCCCAAGCAAGCCCUGGUGCUCCACCCAGGACCAGGCUUCUGCAGAGAAAAGCGCUCUGAGGGUGGCCUUUGUGAAUGGCCUUCCCGGACGCUGAGCAAAACCUGAUGUUCGACCAGAUUCUGGCGGCUCAUCCCUACUUGAGAGUCCCGAGUGCCCUCUCCGUCCUGGUGAUUUGCUGCAAGCUGUCCUGAGUGCCCAGGGACAAUGGGAGCCCUGGGUGGGAGGUUGGAACUGCCAACUGCGGGAAGUGCCAUAAUGUGAAGGAACCCAGUGUAAUGUUCAUUGGGAUAGAAAACAAAAGGGAAGGGGAUAUGUGCUGUAUACAACAUGAGAUGCUCGCUCCACAGCAAGGGGAAAUGAGUACUCCCCGAAAGACACUGAAGAAUGCUGCCUCACGGAAGUAGAACCUUAAGGGUUCUCGGAACGUCCUUUGGCUGGGCUCGGUGGAACAGAGAGUUGAAGGAAAGGUACAGCUGAAGCAAACAUGGGAGGGAGAAUGUUCAGGGAAAGCCAGCAACAAAAGAGACGAGUGAUGUUGAUGAAAGA
Rattus norvegicus (Norway rat) is the source of this 1591-nucleotide messenger RNA. The record is from RefSeq and is a predicted model, not a curated record. Lineage: Eukaryota; Metazoa; Chordata; Mammalia; Rodentia; Muridae.